Messenger RNA from Drosophila grimshawi, 424 nucleotides. RefSeq names its product larval cuticle protein 1. The transcript is spliced from 2 exons. Gene Ontology annotation, cellular component: chitin-based extracellular matrix. The record is from RefSeq and is a predicted model, not a curated record. The coding region runs from base 13 to 366 and encodes 117 amino acids. NCBI's taxonomy places the organism in Eukaryota, Metazoa, Arthropoda, Insecta, Diptera, Drosophilidae. Gene Ontology annotation, molecular function: structural constituent of chitin-based larval cuticle.
CUUCAAGUUAAAAUGUUCAAAAUCGUGAUGAUCUGCGCUUUUAUCGGCCUGGCUGCCGCUGCUAGUGAGGAUGCCCACGCUGAAGUCGUUUUGCGCAAAGAUGAUGUCCGCCACGACGGUUUUGAUUCCACUCUUGAGACCACUAACCACAUUACACGCGAUGACCACGGCGAUGAACACGGCAAUAUCUAUGGCAGCUUCGGCUGGAUCUCCCCCGAGGGCGAACAUAUCAACAUCAAAUACGUCGCCAAUGAGCACGGAUACCAGCCAUCGGGAUACCCAAUUCCCGAGGCACUUGUGCGUGCCGUUGCCUAUAACAUUGAGCAUGCUCAUGCCCCCGAAGCCCACCACGGCGGUCACCAUUAGAACAAUGUUCGCCCAUGAGCCGAUCGCUUGGACUGGACUUGGAACGUACAACGGUGUA